Messenger RNA from Theobroma cacao (cacao), 1633 nucleotides. RefSeq names its product coiled-coil protein. Gene Ontology annotation, molecular function: transcription coactivator activity. Gene Ontology annotation, biological process: transcription by RNA polymerase II. Lineage: Eukaryota; Viridiplantae; Streptophyta; Magnoliopsida; Malvales; Malvaceae. Gene Ontology annotation, cellular component: nucleus. The record is from RefSeq and is a predicted model, not a curated record.
ACCCGGGAGUUCGCUCAUAACUGUAACCGCUCUUUUGUGAUAAUCGAUUAAAGCUUCUAAGGUUCAAAUCGGCAAGGCAAUCAGGAAGUCUUCUGGAAUAUUCUCACUUCUCAAAAUUUAUUUUGGAUUAAUUAAUUUAUGAAAAUAUUAAAAAACAAAUAGCGAUAAAGGAAACCGAAAACCUAAGUCACCCCUAACUCGACGACGAGAUGCCGAAAAAGAUGGGGGUAAACAACAAAGCCGAGGCGGCGCGUGCACGCAAGAGCGCUACCGAAGCAGAGCGUAAAGAGCGGGAAUCUCGGGAGAAAGAGGAGCAGUACUGGCGCGAAGCCGAGGGUCCCAAAUCCAAGGCGGCCAAGAAACGCGAGGAGGACGCGGAGAAACGAGCCGAAGCGGCGACUCGUCGUGCGGAGGCGCGUCGUCAAGCCGAGAUGGAGGAGAAGGAGAUCGAGAAAGCGAUGAAGAAACCCGACAAGAAGGCGAACCGCGUGUCGAUUCCGGUGGCGAAGGUGACGGAGGUGGAGCUGAGGAAGAAGAGAGAGGAGGAGCAAGCGGAGAUGGCGAAGAAAGCGGAGGAGGCGAAGAAGAGGCAGACUAGGACCGCUGCGGAAGAAGAGUAUGAGAGGAUGGUGUUAGUGACGAACACGAAUAGGGAUGAUUCCUUGAUUGAAGCAAGGAGUGUGGAGGAGGCGAUUGCGCAAAUGUCUGUGGAGGAUAAUCUUCCCGCGGAUCGCCACCCUGAGAGGCGGCUUAAGGCUUCCUUUAAGGCAUUUGAGGAAGCUGAGCUUCCCAGGCUGAAAGAAGAGAAGCCGGGUCUUACUCACAAUCAGUACAAGGACAUGAUAUGGAAACUAUGGAAGAAAUCUCCAGACAAUCCUCUGAACCAGGCAAAUUGCUGAGUGAUCACUUCUGAAUUUUCCUCAGGCUAGAAUAGCAGGCGAGUUUUACUUGGAACAUAUUGGGUGCCGAGAUGCAUUUGUGGUUUCUAAACUUGUGUCAGUUGCUGGCCUACAAUAUGUGCAGUGUCUGCUUAAAACUAAAUAAAACUUGAUUGAACUGAUAAUGCUGGCUUCUUAUCAUUACUGUUCAGAUCAUGCCUCUCUUGUUUAGUUACAUAAGUCUGGUUUUUUGCCCUCUUCUUUGUCCUUUUCAUAAGUGCUGGAAAAUAUUGACUGUUGUACAUGCAGAGAAAUAGUUCUGGGCAUGGAUUGUGCAAAUUACAGAUUAAGCUUGUUUGGAAGGUUUUCCUUUCUCUCAAGGAUUAGCAAAGAUCGAUACAUGAUGUGCAUUUGUGACUUAAAUCAUGUUAGGCUUGCUUCUGAGUCCUCUUCUACUAUCCAAAUUCCAAAGUAUCAAUGCACGAAUAUGUCAGUAGAUUUGCUUAUUUACGUGAAAGUCUACCAGCCUGAGGAAUAUAGUGGGAAGAUAAGGCUAUGCCUCUUAGUGAUAUUUCUCAAGUAGCUCAGAUCAAUGUGAUUGGAUUAUUGGAAUGCUUAUCGGUUUUUGGUGAUUCUGGCUUCAAAUUUUUCCAUGGACAAAUGUUGUAAAUUCUUGGAUGCCAAGUUUAGUGAAAAUUACUGAAUGGCUGUUUUGAAGGUAUUUAUGCUUGAAUAUUGCAAUUGCAAACUUGAAA